Messenger RNA from Nymphaea colorata (pocket water lily), 1721 nucleotides. Its product is annotated as bifunctional riboflavin kinase/FMN phosphatase-like. The record is from RefSeq and is a predicted model, not a curated record. The transcript is spliced from 11 exons. Gene Ontology annotation, molecular function: riboflavin kinase activity. Lineage: Eukaryota; Viridiplantae; Streptophyta; Magnoliopsida; Nymphaeales; Nymphaeaceae. The coding region runs from base 329 to 1480 and encodes 383 amino acids. Gene Ontology annotation, biological process: riboflavin biosynthetic process; FMN biosynthetic process.
AAACCCUCUCGUGUGACCUUUUCUUGCUCCGAAUAUUUAGGAAGUCUCCCAGUCCCAGUCCCUGAUCAUUCUCAUUCGGUUUCCCUCUCCCUCUCUCUCAUUGCUAGUACGCUUGGUAAAGCGGUGGCGGUGCUAGUGUGCUUGGUGAAACAGUGAUGGUGCUAGUAUGUUUGUUGUUGGACAAAUUUUAGAUGGAUAGGCAAGAAUUUGGUGGAAUUGGGAAUCCUACUGAAUUCGCUAGGCAUGCUCUCCUCCGGUGGUUAUCGAUCUUGGUUGGGCAUGGCCGUCGUCGCUCAUCAUCUGUUCUAAGGCCUUCAAAGCGAGAGCCAUGACGCCUUCGAUAAGGAGACCUGUUUCAUGCGUUAUUCUCGAUUUGGAUGGAACACUUAUAGACACAGAAGGCAGUGUGGAUGACGUGCUGAAAGUCUUCUUGGUCAAGUAUGGUAAAAAAUGGGAUGGGAGAGGCACACUGAAUAGGACAGGAAAGACGCAGAAGGAAGCUGCAGCUGCCAUUAUAGAAGAUUAUGGACUCCAUUGCAGUGUAGAAGAAUUCAUGACUGACGUUGCCCCAUUCUUCACUGACUUUUGGUCCAAAAUCAAGGCUCUUCCAGGUGCUGACCGGCUAAUCAAACAUUUGCAUCGCCAUGGUGUGAGGAUUGCAUUAGCUUCAAACUCUUCUAAGGAUGGCAUAGAACAGAAGAUUUCAUAUCACCAUGGAUGGAAAGAGUCCUUUUCUGUAAUCAUUGGUGGUGAUGAAGUACAAGAAGGGAAACCAUCACCUGAGAUAUUUCUUGAGGCUGCCAAAAGGCUGAAUGUUGAUCCUUCUAGCUGUCUGGUUGUUGAAGAUUCAGUGCCAGGCAUUACAGCUGGUAAAGCAGCUGGAAUGGAAGUUGUUGCUGUCCCUUCCAUUCCAAACCAAACCCACCUUUAUGGCUCUGCAGAUGAGGUCAUCAAUUCUCUAUUGGAUUUGCAGCUUGAGAAAUGGGGGUUACCACAGUUUGAGGAUUGGAUCGAAGGUACUUUGCCUAUUGACCCCUGGUACAUUGGAGGUCCUGUCAUUAAAGGCUAUGGUCGUGGCUCAAAGAUUCUUGGAAUUCCUACAGCUAAUCUACCGCCAGAUGGCUUCUCGGACGUUCUUUCACAGCAUAGUUCAGGAGUGUAUUUUGGCUGGGCAGGACUCGAAAACCGGGGCAUCUAUAAGAUGGUGAUGAGCAUUGGUUGGAACCCAUAUUUUAAUAAUGCUGAAAAGACUGUAGAACCCUGGCUGCUUCAUGAUUUUAAUAAGGAUUUCUAUGGUGAGCAGCUUCUUCUUGUGGUGGUCGGCUACAUUAGGCCUCAGGCAAAUUUUGCAUCACUCAGUGACCUGAUUGACAGAAUUCAUGAGGACCGAAGGAUUGCAGAGAAGGCCCUUGACAUGCCCCUGUAUUCAGGUUACAAAGACACACCUUAUCUGAAAACUAUGUGGAAACAUGACGAAUGAGAUAAUGCAGUACAACUGUUCGAGGAAAAUGUCGCAGCUGCCUUUUCAGCAGAAUUGGAUUUUAAUAAAAGUUCUUUUUCCUCCAAAUACAAGCAUGACGUGCAUAAAUGCCGUUUAGUUUCUUCAUAAACAAUAGUUUUAUUGAAGCGUGUGAAUCUGGCUACAACCUGUAUAUGGAAUUGCAUUUGUAAACAUCAUUUUCAGCUUAGAAAUCAGCUAAUAUAUCAGUUUAUUAAUCACA